This is a messenger RNA of Zophobas morio, 1765 nucleotides long. RefSeq lists its product as uncharacterized. Gene Ontology annotation, biological process: long-chain fatty acid metabolic process; fatty-acyl-CoA biosynthetic process. The transcript is spliced from 5 exons. NCBI's taxonomy places the organism in Eukaryota, Metazoa, Arthropoda, Insecta, Coleoptera, Tenebrionidae. Gene Ontology annotation, cellular component: mitochondrion. Bases 1 to 1737 code for a protein of 578 amino acids. Gene Ontology annotation, molecular function: long-chain fatty acid-CoA ligase activity. The record is from RefSeq and is a predicted model, not a curated record.
AUGUCGUUUAUACGUACCGUUUUCAGUACUGCUCUUAAAAAAAGCGCUAAGUCACUUAGCACCCCAAGAUUCCACCGAAAACUAUCAAACCUUCCGCCCAACGUCUUAUAUUCCGACCUUCCAGACGUGUCCAUUCCAAAAUUAUCAACACCAGAGUUUAUUUUUGAAAAGUGUACCAGAUAUGAACAUUUAACGGCUGUCGAGUGCGCGUUAACCGGGCGAAAAUACACAUACGGAGAUUUGCUAAAAAAAUCGAUGAAUUUGGGCAAACAUUUACGAAAGAAUCUUGGUUUUAAAGAAGGCGAUGUGGUUGCAAUUUUGCUACCUAAUAUCCCUGAGUACCCCUUGGUGGUACUCGGGGCUCAACACGCCGGACUCGUGGUUACAACGCUCAAUCCUGUCUACACCCCAGACGAAAUCCACAGACAGUUAAAAGAUUCUUCGGCGAAGGCCAUAAUUACUCUCGUGUCGUCCUGGGAAACGGCUUCGGAGUCACGUCGACUACUAAAUAAAAAUUUGCCAAUCCUUGUGAUAAAGACGGAGCAAACAGAGUCUCUUCCCGGAGGUGCUAUCGACCUCCACGGUUUCCUCAACACUGACGUCGACUAUCCUGACCCUCCGCCGCGCCGCCCUCACGACCUAGCGAUUUUACCCUACUCCAGUGGUACCACCGGUUUGCCCAAAGGCGUGCAACUCACCCAUCGCAACAUGGUGGCCAACCUGUGCCAAAACCAGACCUUGAAUUUCAUCGAAGACGCCACAAGUGGCCACCAAGACGUGGUACCCGCUGUCCUCCCCAUGUUCCACGUUUACGGAUACAGCGUCAACAGUCUUCUCCCGCUUUCUAAAGGUGCCAAAAUCGUCACUUUGCCGAAAUUCACACCAGAGGACUACGUUUCGGUACUACGGACCCACAAGCCGCACGUCCUCUUUCUGGUACCACCGAUAGUUUUGUUCUUGUCGGGCCACCCCAUGGUGAAGCAACCAGAUCUUCAAUCGGUGAGGAUCGUUGUUAGUGGAGCUGCACCUCUGGGUUCUUCGGAUGAACACAGGUUUAUCGAGAAAGUAGGGAGGAGUGUGCACAUGGUGCAAGGCUACGGGUUGACGGAGACGACGGCGGUGGUUGCCUCCGGUACGAUCAAACUUAAAGAAGAGGUGAAUGUGCAGGGGUCGAUUGGGAGACCUGCUGCCAACACUUUGGUUAAAGUAGUGGCGAUUGAUGACCCUUCGGGUACUCCUUUAGGGGUUAACGCCACUGGGGAGUUGUUGGUUAAAGGGCCGCAAGUGAUGAAAGGGUAUCACAACAAAGCGGAAGAAACCGAAAAUGCGUUUCUGGAUGGGUGGUUCCGUACUGGAGACAUAGCGUACUACAACGAAGACAGGGUUUUGUUUGUUACCGAUCGGUUGAAGGAGUUGAUUAAAGUGAAAGGGUUCCAAGUACCACCUGCCGAGCUUGAGGAGAUUAUCAGAGACUUUCCUAAUGUGGAAGACGCGGCUGUUAUUGGGGUUCCACAUCCUGGUCAAGGGGAGGCUCCAAGGGCUUAUGUUGUCCCGAAAAAAGGGACUAAAGUGAAUCAGGAGGAGUUGCAAGAGUAUGUAAAGACGAAAGCCGCACACUAUAAACAGUUGAAAGGGGGAGUGGCCAUCGUGGAUUCUAUACCAAAGACUGCGUCCGGGAAGAUCUUGAGGAGGAGUUUAAAACUAGAGUAUGAAGCGAAUCUAACAACAGGAAAAUAACUCUAACUAGAUUAGAUCGGUAUUUCCA